AUGGAGAAAGAUAUGGAAGAAAAAUGCAAUGAGAUGCAAGAGGAACAUGAUAAUAAAAUGAGGGAGAUUCAAGGAUUUCACAUAAUACAAGUGAAUAACCUGGAAGAACAGUAUAAGAAAGAGUUGCGGAAUGAGAGGGCAACUGCACAAGAAAAAUUGGCUACAAUGCAGAAGGAGUACAAAUACCUGAAGAAUACAUUUCGUAUGUACCAGGAUAGCAUUUCUGAUGAAAUGGAAGAAAAAUGGCUGAGAAGACAGGCUGAAUGGAAAAAAAGUGAGAGGACUGAGCGAGAAAAGGCAUUAUUACAACAAAAGCAAUCUUUAACAAAGAGAUAUGAGAUGGAAUUAGAGGAGCAGAAGAAGAUUAUUCAGAAUAACAGUUUUUUGCUCGGCAGAGUUUAUGAACAAGAGAGAGAAGAAUUUCAGAAACAGCAACAAAUUGCCUUGGAAAAUAUAGAAGUGUUAAAUGCCAAAAUCAAGGCAUUGGAGAAUGAAUUGAAUGAGAAGAACGAAUCUCUUAAUGCUAUUGCUUCAUCUCUUCACAAAACAGAGUUGGAACUUCAGAAGGAGAAAGCCAAAAUGGCAGACAUGGAGAGAUCUUUCCAACAAAAAGCAGUAGCUGUUGAAGAGAAAUAUCGAAUUAAUAUAGCUUCUUUGUCAGAAGAAAACAACAUUUUGAGGCACAAGCUUAUUGAGAAGAAUGAAGAGAUAUUUAAUGAACGUGCCCAAAAAAGUAGUAUUUUUGGAUUGUUUGAUUAGAACUAUGCAUGAAGAAUUGGCUUAUGGGAGAUUGUGUGAAGCUAUUUCUUCAGAACAGGCUGAAGCUGGAACACCAGAAGUGUCAAAGGAUUACUUACAUAUAUGUAUCAUUAUGUUUUUUAUUUUAUUUUUAUCAGCUACACCUAAUAGUUUCGUGCCGUGUUUUCUUCCCUUACUAGCUUAGAAAUAAAAUAAAUGUUUCUUAGCCAGAUGGUGGACAUGUUAUAACAUACAUUAUACCAAAAGGGCAUAACUUGGUCCUGUAGAUUAAAAUCCAUAUUUAAAUGACUACAAACUGUCAAA
Molecule: messenger RNA, 1062 nt
Organism: Notechis scutatus (mainland tiger snake)
Lineage: Eukaryota; Metazoa; Chordata; Lepidosauria; Squamata; Elapidae
Source: RefSeq, a predicted model, not a curated record